Bombina bombina (fire-bellied toad) is the source of this 1733-nucleotide messenger RNA. RefSeq names its product vigilin-like. The coding region runs from base 129 to 1733 and encodes 534 amino acids. Lineage: Eukaryota; Metazoa; Chordata; Amphibia; Anura; Bombinatoridae. Gene Ontology annotation, molecular function: mRNA binding. The record is from RefSeq and is a predicted model, not a curated record. Gene Ontology annotation, cellular component: nucleus; cytoplasm. The transcript is spliced from 2 exons.
CGGAUCGGGACACAGAGUGAGUCUGGGAAUAGGAGGAAGCUGGCAGGCUGAAAGAAGCGUUCAGCUCACCGGACAGAUUUUCUGGCUUUUGACCCUUUAGCUGUGGUUACACGGAUUUGCGUGGGACAAUGAGCUCUGUGGUGGUUUUAACCCAGGAAAGCUUUAAUGAGCAUCACAGUGGGCUUACCCAGCCGCAGGUCAAAGUGGUGGCCAUGGGAUCGGAGGAAGAAACAGAUCCCCCCACUUAUAAGGACUCUUUCCCACCCAUCCCAGAGAAAGCGCUGAACAGUGAGACUCAAGCGGAGCCUACAGGGGCUUGGAGUAAGAUUAGGCCAAUCAAGUCUUCCAUUUUUACUCAGGUGUUCCAUGUUCCCCUGGAGGAGCGCAGGUACAAGGAUAUGGCCCAAUUUGGAGAGGGGGAGCAGGUUAAAAUUUGUUUGGACAUAAUGCAGAAGACUGGAGCCCAGUUGGAAUUGUCUCUGGCCAAAGAUCAAGGCUUGUCAAUCAUGGUAUCUGGCAAACUGGACUCUGUUAUGAAGGCACGGAAGGAGAUAGUGACCCGACUUCAGACUAAGGCGUCUGCAUCAGUUGCUAUCCCCAAAGAACACCACAGUUUUGUGAUUGGCAAAAAUGGAGAGAAACUGCAGGACCUGGAACUAAAAACCGCUACCAAAAUUCAAAUCCCCCGGCCUGAAGAUGCUAGCAACCAGGACAAGAUCACUGGCACCAAGGAGGGCAUCAAAAAGGCACGUCAUGAGAUUCUGCUCAUAUCUGCUGAACAGGAUAAAAGAGCAGUUGAACGAUUUGAGGUAGAGAAGGCCUACCACCCUUUUAUUGCUGGACCUCACAACAAAUUGGUUAAUGAAAUAAUGCAGGAGACAGGCACAAGAAUAAACAUCCCUCCACCAAGUGUCAACAAAACUGAAAUUGUGUGCACUGGAGAGAAGGAACAGCUAGCUCAGGCAGUGGCAAGAAUCAAGCAGAUUUAUGAAGAAAAGAAGAAGAAAACUACCAGCAUUGCCGUGGAGGUGAGGAAAUCGCAAAACAAAUACGUCAUUGGUCCAAAGGGCAACAGCCUGCAAGAAAUCCUGGAGCGCACGGGGGUAUCAGUGGAGAUUCCACCCAGCGACAGUAGUUCUGAGACAGUCAUCCUGAGGGGGGAGCCUGAAAAAUUGGGCCAGGCACUAACUGAAGUGUAUGCAAAGGCGAACAGUUUCACUGUGGCUUCUGUGUCUGCUCCUUCAUGGCUGCAUAGAUUCAUCAUUGGCAAAAAAGGACAGAACUUGGCAAAGAUCACACAGCAAAUACCAAAGGUGCACAUUGAGUUUACAGAAGGGGAAGACAAGAUCUCUUUGGAAGGGCCUACAGAAGAUGUGACUGUAGCUCAGCAACAAAUGGAAGUGCUAGUCAGGGACCUGAACUCACGAAUGGACUUUGCAGAAAUAAGCAUUAAACACCGGUUUCACAGACAUCUUAUUGGAAAGAGUGGUGCAAAUAUUAACAGGAUUAAGGAUCAAUACAAAGUCUCUGUGCGCAUUCCCCAAGACAGUGAGAAGAGCAAUCACAUUCGUAUUGAAGGUGACCCCCAGGGGGUUCAGCAAGCAAAAAAGGAGUUGCUGGAGCUAGCAUUAAGAAUGGAAAAUGAGCGCACAAAAGAAAUUGCAUUCUUGAGUUCCCUUACGGUAUUUGUCCUCGCUACAUCUAUUAUAAGUGCUUCCGCAAAUUACUCCUAA